Procambarus clarkii (red swamp crayfish) is the source of this 922-nucleotide messenger RNA. The record is from RefSeq and is a predicted model, not a curated record. Lineage: Eukaryota; Metazoa; Arthropoda; Malacostraca; Decapoda; Cambaridae.
UAUUGGAAAAUGGCUUUUAUGAGCCAUUAGACCCGACACAAACUGUGUGCCCUGAAGGAAAUAUCUUUCACUGGAAACCUGUUGUACCAGCCCAACCACCAAAUUCUUGCCCCAACUGCACAGAUUGCAAGUUUAAAAUUUUCAAGCUCCAGCAAUCUCUGCAUCUUCAUCACUAUAAUGGGAAGGUAUGACCUCUAUACUCCAAUCUAUACAUGCCACUGUGGAUAUGAGCAUCAACAACUAGGCAAGACCAUGCACAAGUCUGGUUUCUAUUCAUCAUUAGGAAAGAGCAGCACAUUCUACAGCACCAGUCUGCUUGAAUCAUGGCACCAUAUAAAAAGAAAUUGUCCCGGAACAUCAUUUCGGGCAUUAGUCACUGCACUGGAAUCCUUUGGUGCUUCUCGUGGGCGUAUUGGACCCAUUAAUUAUAUAACUUCGAAGAGAGUGUUCUUCGAAUGGCGAUUCCAGCAAUAUGAGCUGAGAAAAAUUAGAGGAGAAGCUGACAAUGAGUGUCCUGCUUGUGAUAAAACCCCUUUAGCAGUACAUAUUGAUGGCAACAAGAAGCUGUAUCGUUACAACAAAGUUGGGAGAGGUAUCAGAAACCCCUAUUAUUCUGAUAGUAUCUUCAGCAAAGAUGAAGAUGUUCAAGCUCAUGUUGGCACUAUUCAGAGCUUGAAAACUAAGGUAUUGUAUGGAGGGCGGUGGCAAGAAGGAAGUGGCAUGACUUUAGGGGAAGAGGCAGAGCAAGUGUUUGCAUACCUCUCACGAUACAACUCUACAACUAAAAACAUGCUGAAAGCUGGUAUUUGUUUAUAUGGUUCAUCUGAUCAAGUUUUUUAUUAUUUUACCUGCCCUGUAAUCAGUAUAAUGCGAUUUGUAUUCAGUAUUCAAUAAGUAUCAACUCCCUCAAAUAAUCAAUAAA